Messenger RNA from Mastomys coucha (southern multimammate mouse), 1432 nucleotides. It is a transcript of the gene Rogdi, whose product is annotated as rogdi atypical leucine zipper. Bases 65 to 928 code for a protein of 287 amino acids. NCBI's taxonomy places the organism in Eukaryota, Metazoa, Chordata, Mammalia, Rodentia, Muridae. The transcript has 11 exons. Gene Ontology annotation, cellular component: RAVE complex. The record is from RefSeq and is a predicted model, not a curated record.
AGGGGCGGGCAUUGCGAGCCAAGCUCCUGACUACGGACCUUAGAGGCUGCGGGCGGCCAGGACGAUGGCGACCGCGAUGGCUGCGAGCUCCGCGGAGCGGGCAGUACUGGAGGAGGAGUUUCGCUGGUUGCUGCACGCUGAGGUGCACGCUGUGCUGAGACAGCUGCAGGACAUCCUCAAGGAGGCCUCUCUCCGCUUCACUCUCCCAGGCCCCAGCACCGAGGGUCCUGCCAAGCAGGAGAACUUCAUCCUGGGCAGCUGUGGCACAGAUCAGGUGAAGGGGGUGCUGACUCUGCAAGGGGAUGCCCUCAGCCAGGCGGAUGUGAACUUGAAGAUGCCUCGGAACAACCAGUUGUUGCACUUCGCCUUCCGGGAGGACAAGCAGUGGAAGCUGCAGCAGAUCCAGGAUGCCAGGAACCACGUGAGCCAAGCUAUUUCUCUCCUAGCAAACCGGGAUGAGAGCUACCAGUUCAAGACAGGAGCGGAGGUCCUCAAGCUCAUGGAUGCUGUUAUGCUGCAGCUGACUAGAGCCAGAAACCGGCUCACUACCCCAGCCACCCUCACCCUGCCGGAGAUUGCGGCCAGUGGUCUCACGCGGAUGUUUGCACCUACCCUACCCUCUGACCUGCUGGUCAAUGUCUACAUCAACCUCAACAAGCUAUGCCUCACUGUGUACCAGCUGCACACUCUGCAGCCCACCUCCACCAAGAAUUUCCGCCCCGCCGGAGGCGCAGUGCUCCACAGUCCUGGCGCCAUGUUUGAAUGGGGCUCACAGCGCCUCGAGGUGAGCCACGUACACAAGGUAGAAUGUGUGAUCCCCUGGCUCAACGAUGCCCUGGUGUACUUCACCGUCUCCCUGCAGCUCUGCCAGCAGCUCAAGGAUAAGAUUGCUGUGUUUUCCAGCUACUGGAGCUCCAGGCCCCUCUGAGCAAGCACCUGCCUGAAUCCUCCUCCCAGGAUGGUAGCCCUGACUUGCUACCUCACCCCUAUCACUCUCAGCCACCCCCGAGUUAUUUUUCUCCUCCUCACUACUCUGUGGUACUGAUUGAAGUGACUGUGAGAGGCACCUGGAGAAAGGAGGUGCUGGCUUGGUGUUUUGUUUUGUUUUGUUUUGUUUGUUUUUUGUUUUUUGUUUUUGAUUAGGGGAGGGGGGCCAGUCAAGAAGAUGAGCUAAGGUGUGGCCAUGUUCCUAACGCUGCUUCCUGAACACUCCAGGAACCUUUGAACUAAGCCCUGGCCCCUCCCCCUCCCACCUUCUCAGCUCCCAUUAGAGAGUGAGGGAUGGGAGUUAGAACUUAGCUGUGAGGUUGAGGAGGGAAGAGGGACCUGGGCCGGGGACGAAGCCUCCCUGUAAAUAAGGUGCAGUACUGGGACCAUUUGUUCUGUGAGCCCCAACCCACCUCUAAGAAAUAAAAGUCAGAUUUUGACUGCA